UUAUAGCUAUGAAUAUGCAAUUAAGUUACCGCCUAAAAUAACAAAUUUAGUCAAGCAGGAAAGUGAACACAAAAGUGCGCGAGGAUCACACACAGGAGCGCGUGCGCCGGCGCGAGACUUAGAAAAUCUUCUUGAUCCGGUCAUCUAGUUCUGAAGAAGACAAGCUACACAAGAACUUGCAUCUUACUUGCAUACGAAGAUAAUGGCCAGAGGAAGAUCUGUGGAUGGAAACACACAUGAGAUAGCAAGAUUAAAGAAAGAGAAUGUAAGGAGGCAGAUUGAUCUGAGCAGCGUGAAUGAAGUUGUGUCUGACUCGUCUGAUCAAGCUCCAGAUGCACAGCCAUCUCCACUCCCAACACUCAGUUGGGGCAGCUCAGAGGACGUUUGGAGGAAAAUGCUGAUUAAAGAGAUAAAGUACAAACACAGCAAGAGCAGUUUAGACAGACACCCAUCGCUGCGACCCAAAAUGAGAGCCAUGCUGCUCGAUUGGCUCAUGGAGGUGUGUGAAUCGUACGUACUUCACAGACAGACCUUCUAUCUGGCUCAGGACUUCUUUGACAGGUACAUGUUGUCCCAAAGUGACCUGCAGAAGGAUCAACUGCAGCUCAUAGGAAUCACGGCUCUGUUCAUCUCCUCCAAAAUAGAGGAAGUAUAUCCUCCAAAAAUCACUGAGUUGGCUUUUGUGUCUGACGGAGCAUGUCUGGAGGAGGAGAUCCUGCAGAUGGAGCUGAUCAUGUUGAAGGCGUUAAACUGGAAUCUUUGUCCAGAGACUGUGCUCUCGUGGAUGAAGCUCUACAUUCAGAUCGCAUCGCUGUAUGAAGUCACCAAUCUAUUAGAGCCUCAGUUUUCUCAGGAAACCUACAUUCAGAUCACACAGCUCUUAGAUUUGUGCAUCCUUGAUAUCAACUCUUUGGACUUUAAAUAUGGAGUCUUAGCAGCGGCGGCUUUUAGCCACUUUAUGUCAUUUGAUGUCGUCCAAAAAGUAUCGGGACUGAAGUGGGAGGCCAUUGAGACCUGUGUGAACUGGAUGGCUCCUUUCGUGGAGACCAUGAUGUGUUAUGAGAGCGCACAGCUGAGAGAAUUUGGCCAAGUGCCUUCUGAGGACAGACACAACAUUGAGACACACGUGGACUACCUCUGCAUGCUGAAAGAGGCUCAGGAGAAGCAGUCAAAAAGCCUGGAGCCCUUAUUCCCACCAACACCACCCAGCAGCGCUGAGAAACCCAGCCAACACUAGUGUUCAUUCAGCAGGAUCAGUGAACUGUGAUUUUUACUGUCACUCUAGCUCUAGACUUCAUCUCGAGCUCAGGUCAUUCAACAUAAUAUGUGCACUGCUAUUUAAGUAGCAAAAUAGACUUCAAGAAACAACACUGUUUUAUAUUCUGAAUAAACAUUCCCUGUGAUUAUUAUGGUUCUUAUACUUAAAAAUAUAGUGCAAAUAAACAAGAGCAGGCCUCAGAAUUUGUGUAGGAAUUUUGUACAUUUUCUAUUUUAUUUUUAUGUUUUUCUCUGGAGUCUAAAUGAUGACUUCCUAAAAUUUAAUUAAUGAAAAUAUCAAAUUUCCUGCCAGUCCAAUGUUCAUUAUACAGCAUAGGGUUAAUUUGUAUAUACCUUUUUGCCCAUUUUCGAUUAACCCAGAGUGACGAUCGGUAACACACUGCCAAGAUGGCGACAGCCGCCUCCGCCCACUUUUGGCUUCAAAAACACUCUUCGGUAUCCUAUGGGUAAUGUCACGGAUGUAAAAUGUUUUUAAAUGAUGACUUCCUAAAAUUUGAUUAAUGAAAAUAUCAAAUUUCCUGCCAGUCCAAUGUUCAUUAUACAGCAUAGGGUUAAUUUGUAUAUAGAAUGUAAUAUGUUUACAUUUUCUCAUUUCAACUUUACCAAAAGCAUUAAAUUGUGCAUUUGAUUGUUCUUUAUUGACACAUAAUUGUGAAAAUUAGAUGUGUGUCAAUGUGUGUGAGUCUGUAUACAUUUGUAUAUUUUAAAAAUAGGACAAAACAAAUUAGCAUAUCCAUAUUUAUUUGACAAGUUAAAAAAAAAAAAAAACAGUAAAAAAAAAAACACUCCCUUGGAAUGAAAUUAAAAGUAGAGUUUAGCCAAGGCCUGUAGGAAUUUCUUCUGCCUUUUUUGUGCUGCAAGCUUCAGGACUUCCUCUGGAUUACUGGAGUUUAACUCUGUCUAUCCAAUGGCCUUGAUCUGUGUUCAAAAAGAUUAACCAUCAUUAGCUUCACAUCUAUGUACUGAACUGAUUAAGUUUCAUGUGUGAUGGCAAAUAGUUUCAUCUGAAAAUUAAGCAACUUCUGUACACAUCUUGCUUUGAAACUGCACUGAAAUUAAAUAUUGGUAAAUAUUGUUAAGACUGCAUUUCUGCAGUAUCUUGAAUAAAUGUCUU
Molecule: messenger RNA, 2392 nt
Organism: Carassius gibelio (silver crucian carp)
Lineage: Eukaryota; Metazoa; Chordata; Actinopteri; Cypriniformes; Cyprinidae
Product: G1/S-specific cyclin-E2-like
Exons: 11
Coding region: 203-1237 (344 amino acids)
Biological process (GO): regulation of cyclin-dependent protein serine/threonine kinase activity; G1/S transition of mitotic cell cycle
Cellular component (GO): cytoplasm; cyclin E1-CDK2 complex; nucleus
Molecular function (GO): cyclin-dependent protein serine/threonine kinase regulator activity
Source: RefSeq, a predicted model, not a curated record